Messenger RNA from Merops nubicus (carmine bee-eater), 254 nucleotides. Its product is annotated as homeobox protein Hox-A5. The record is from RefSeq and is a predicted model, not a curated record. Gene Ontology annotation, cellular component: nucleus. The transcript has a single exon. Lineage: Eukaryota; Metazoa; Chordata; Aves; Coraciiformes; Meropidae. Gene Ontology annotation, biological process: regulation of transcription by RNA polymerase II; anterior/posterior pattern specification. Gene Ontology annotation, molecular function: DNA-binding transcription factor activity, RNA polymerase II-specific; RNA polymerase II cis-regulatory region sequence-specific DNA binding. The annotation marks the transcript as partial.
GCACCGACAGAAAACGCGGCCGCCAGACCUACACCAGGUACCAGACCCUGGAGCUGGAGAAGGAGUUUCACUACAACCGCUACCUGACGAGGAGGAGACGCAUCGAGAUCGCCCACGCCCUGUGUCUCACCGAGAGACAGAUCAAAAUCUGGUUCCAGAACAGGCGCAUGAAGUGGAAAAAGGAAAAUAAAACUGCCUGCUCCGGCUCCAACAGCCAGGAAAAACCAGACGGGGAGGACGACGAGGAGGAAUGA